Molecule: messenger RNA, 831 nt
Organism: Actinia tenebrosa (Australian red waratah sea anemone)
Lineage: Eukaryota; Metazoa; Cnidaria; Anthozoa; Actiniaria; Actiniidae
Biological process (GO): copper ion transport
Cellular component (GO): cytosol
Molecular function (GO): copper chaperone activity; metal ion binding
Source: RefSeq, a predicted model, not a curated record
GUCUGGGCAUGAAUUCAACCGCUGACCAAGAAAGAGCAAGAAGGAAUUUCGACUUACAACAAACACUUAGACGUACGUGUGCAUUUGAAUAGCGAUAUUUGAUUUCUAAAAGUUUGAGCUUGAUUCCACGAAACAUGGCUACGAGACAUGAAUUUCAAGUUGAAAUGACCUGUAGUGGUUGCUCUGGAGCUGUUGAAAGGGUUCUUGGCAAAGAAAAAGAGGUAUCUAAAGUUGAGAUUGACAUGGAAAAGCAGAGAGUUUAUGUGACAUCAAAUCUCCCAUCAGAUGAAAUACUGGCAAAGAUCCAAAAGACUGGCAAGGCUACCUCUUACGCUGGCACUGCCUGAUAGAGAAUAAUGUCUGGAAAGCUAGCAGUUCUUUAUUUUUAUUUUUAGACUCAAAUAAUGAACUGCAUCAUAAACUUGUACCUGUAGAUAGUAAUGGUGUAUUUUGAUUGAUUAGAGAUAGUUAAGAAAGCUUUGAAAACAUACAAAAUUAACUCUAACUUGGCUUCCUAUUUACCUCUUCUAUUUGAUCUAGCUUAUGCCAAAGCUUAAAUCAGGGAUUCUAGAAUACGGUCUAAUUGUUUCCCUUACUUUCCCUUUGCAGGGCCCCAUUAAAAAGCUCAUUGGAAGCAUGGGCUCCCUGUUUACAUAUAUAAUUGAUGAAUAAAUAAAAAUUAAUAUUUGCACAUAGCAUAAUAAUGCAAUAGGUCCAUGUAGUAGAAAUAUGCUACUAAUCUUUUUUACAACCAUCCUGGUUGAAGUAGGAGGGAAUUAAUUACAGCUUUCCAAUAAAUGAUUAAAGGUAAAUACAAAAAAAUGUUUCAGA